Molecule: messenger RNA, 942 nt
Organism: Nerophis lumbriciformis (worm pipefish)
Lineage: Eukaryota; Metazoa; Chordata; Actinopteri; Syngnathiformes; Syngnathidae
Product: putative methyltransferase DDB_G0268948
Molecular function (GO): S-adenosylmethionine-dependent methyltransferase activity
Source: RefSeq, a predicted model, not a curated record
AUGGCGGUGAGAUUGUUUGAAGAAAGCAACCAUGCUGCUGCUUACCUGCAGUACAGAGUGACACCUGAGGAAAUUAUUAAUAAGAUUAUGGACUUCAUGAAACCAAAGGUGGAAAAGAAGUUCAACCUUGCAGUGGAUGUUGGAUGCGGUUGCGGUCAGGGGACCGUACACUUGGCCCCCUUCUUUGACCAGGUUGUUGGGACAGACAUUAGUCCUGCCCAGCUGCACAUGGCUCAGGCUAAUAGUGUGCGCCCAAAUGUGACGUACAGGCAGUGUCCAGCAGAGGAACUACCGUUCGAGUCAAACCAGGUUGACCUCUUGGCGGCCAUGACGGCGGCCCACUGGUUCGACCGCCCGCGCUUUCUGAAGGAGGUGGACCGUGUGCUGAAGCCUGGUGGCUGCCUGGCCCUCCUAAGCUACACGAUGGACUUGGAGCUGGAAUAUGGCGAUGCCACAAGUGCGCUUAACAACAUCUGCGAAGAGUUCUAUGCAGUGUUGCGACCCUUCAGAAACCCUUGUCUGGACUUCUGCUCUUUAAAGAGCUACUUAGAAAUGUUUGAAUCCUGCUCCUAUACGGACAAAGAGUGGAAUGGCUGUCUAAGAGUUAAAAGGACGGUGACGGUUAACAGUUACAUGGGCAUGGUCGAGACUUUCACCAGCUACCGGAAACUGAAGCAGCAGGACGCCGCAGAGGCCAAACUUCUUUCUGAUGAUAUCAGAAACAAGUUGUUGGGCGCCAUGCAGGUGUCCUCACCAGAAACGGAGCUCACCUUGGUGUUUACGUAUUUCUACAUAUUUGCACGCAAACCUUGAUGCUUCGGACUUUUCCAAUAAAACAAGAACUGAAGGUUUCUCCCAUGGCCACUCAUGUGAGUUGCAAGAAAAUACAAUCUCAGCAUGCAUCCUGACUUUUAAAUAAAACUUGAAGUUGAAAAAGAAAAA